This is a messenger RNA of Paramecium sonneborni, 351 nucleotides long. The record is from the annotation of a GenBank genome assembly. NCBI's taxonomy places the organism in Eukaryota, Ciliophora, Oligohymenophorea, Peniculida, Parameciidae.
AUGGGAACUUGUUAAACUUCUAGAUAAAGAAGACUAAGCAUGAUUUGGAAGAUAAAUGAAAGACAUUCAUCUUAAAAGUUGGAUUUCACUUGUUAACGGUUGUCACUAUAUUUAGAAUUGGUUGGAGAUACUCAUUCCUUAGGUGGAUAUUUAUAAGAUAAAAUUCAAACUUUAUUUUAAAUUAAACAAAAACUAUAUGAAGUUAAAAGUUAAUUAUCCAAAAUUAAAUUAUUACAUGAAGCAUCUGAAAUUAUAGAAUACUUAUACAAUGAUAAACACUUUAGUUAAGCAUUCCCUAUUUUAAGGGAAAGUCUCUUUGAAAUCACUUAAAUGACUUUUGUCACAGAGUGA